This is a messenger RNA of Nomascus leucogenys (northern white-cheeked gibbon), 1442 nucleotides long. RefSeq names its product hydroxysteroid 11-beta dehydrogenase 1 (gene HSD11B1). Gene Ontology annotation, cellular component: intracellular membrane-bounded organelle; endoplasmic reticulum membrane. NCBI's taxonomy places the organism in Eukaryota, Metazoa, Chordata, Mammalia, Primates, Hylobatidae. Gene Ontology annotation, biological process: steroid catabolic process. The record is from RefSeq and is a predicted model, not a curated record. Gene Ontology annotation, molecular function: steroid binding; 11-beta-hydroxysteroid dehydrogenase (NADP+) activity.
GCACUGCCUGAGACUACUCCAGCCUCCCCCGUCCCUGAUGUCACAAUUCAGAGGCUGCUGCCUGCUUAGGAGGUUGUAGAAAGCUCUGUAGGUUCUCUCUGUGUGUCCUACAGGAGUCUUCAGGCCAGCUCCCUGUCGGAUGGCUUUUAUGAAAAAAUAUCUCCUCCCCAUUCUGGGGCUCUUCAUGGCCUACUACUACUAUUCUGCAAACGAGGAAUUCAGACCAGAGAUGCUCCAAGGAAAGAAAGUGAUUGUCACAGGGGCCAGCAAAGGGAUCGGAAGAGAGAUGGCUUAUCAUCUGGCGAAGAUGGGAGCCCAUGUGGUGGUGACAGCGAGGUCAAAAGAAACUCUACAGAAGGUGGUAUCCCACUGCCUGGAGCUUGGAGCAGCCUCAGCACACUACAUUGCUGGCACCAUGGAAGACAUGACCUUCGCAGAGCAAUUUGUUGCCCAAGCAGGAAAGCUCAUGGGAGGACUAGACAUGCUCAUUCUCAACCACAUCACCAACACUUCUUUGAAUCUUUUUCAUGAUGAUAUUCACCAUGUGCGCAAAAGCAUGGAAGUCAACUUCCUCAGUUAUGUGGUCCUGACUGUAGCUGCCUUGCCCAUGCUGAAGCAGAGCAAUGGAAGCAUUGUUGUCGUCUCCUCUCUGGCUGGGAAAGUGGCUUAUCCAAUGGUUGCUGCCUAUUCUGCAAGCAAGUUUGCUUUGGAUGGGUUCUUCUCCUCCAUCAGAAAGGAAUAUUCAGUGGCCAAGGUCAAUGUAUCAAUCACUCUCUGUGUUCUUGGCCUCAUAGACACAGAAACAGCCAUGAAGGCAGUUUCUGGGAUAGUCCAUAUGCAAGCAGCUCCAAAGGAGGAAUGUGCCCUGGAGAUCAUCAAAGGGGGAGCUCUGCGCCAAGAAGAAGUGUAUUAUGACAGCUCACUCUGGACCACUCUUCUGAUCAGAAAUCCAUGCAGGAAGAUCCUGGAAUUUCUCUACUCAACGAGCUAUAAUAUGGACAGACUCAUAAACAACUAGGAACUCCCUGAGGGCUGGGCAUGCUGAGGGAUUUUGGGACUGUUCUGUCUCAUGUUUAUCUGAGCUCUUAUCUAUGAAGACAUCUUCCCAGAGUGUCCCCAGAGACAUGCAAGUCAUGGGUCACACCUGACAAAUGGAAGGAGUUCCUCUAACAUUUGCACAAUGGAAAUGUAAUAAUAACAAAUGUCAUGCACCGCUGCAGCCAGCAGUUGUAAAAUUGUUAGUAAACAUAGGUAUAAUUACCAGAUAGUUAUAUUAAAUUUAUAUCUUAUAUAUAAUGUCAUAACUAAUACAAUAUUAAUUAUAAUAAAGGCCACAUAAACUUUAUAAAUUCAUACCUGGUAGCUAUAACUUGAGCUUAUUCAGGAUGGUAUCUUUAAAACCAUAAACUGUACAAAUGAAAUUUUUCAAUAUUUGUUUCUUA